AUGCCGUCCUGGGCCAUUGUGGGAGCAACGCGAGGAAUAGGUUUUGAAUACGUGAAUCAGCUAUCAUCUGACGCGAAGAAUGAAGUCUUUGCUCUGAUCAGGAGUCAGAAGACUGCUGGGCCGCUCAAUGAGCUGGCUGCAUCUCGAAAGAACAUACAUGUACUUGAGACGGAUAUAGGCAAUCCUACAAAGUUGAAAGAGACUGCAGGAGAAAUUGGCAGCAUCGGUGGCGGCAAGCUGGAUGUUCUAGUUUACAAUGCAUUUUUCCAUGGGGACUCAGCAGAGCUCAGUCCAAGCGCAUUUGCCGGAAGAGAAGAAGAACUAGAAAACUAUUUCUUCGAACCGCUCAAAGUGAACGUAUUGCACCUCAUCCACACCGUCAACGCAUUUCUCUCUUUGAUCAAAAAGGGAAUGGAGAGGAAGAUUAUUUACAUUUCUUCUCCUAGCGGAGAUCUCGAGUUCAAUCGAGUCAGCGAACUAUCUACUGCAGUGGGCUACUCUAUAAGUAAGGCUGCAGGGGCAUUAGUCAUGACCAAGUAUGCCUCUGAGCUGAAAUCGGAGGGCAUCCGGGCUCUAUCCAUCUCGCCGGGCUGGGUUGAAACCGACGCAGCAAAAGAUCUUAUUACCUCUCCUGGGGCAUUCGAGGUGAUUCUUUCUACUCUGAGAAAGUAUAAUCCGAAUGUUAAAGGAAUGAUUUCACCAAAGGAAUCGGUAGAAUCCAUGCUUUCCGUUAUCAAGGGUCUCGAUGAGAGCACCAGCGGCAAAUUCUUAUCUCACAAAGGCAAUCUUGAAUGGUUCUAG
Messenger RNA from Trichoderma harzianum CBS 226.95, 801 nucleotides. RefSeq lists its product as hypothetical. The transcript is spliced from 6 exons. Gene Ontology annotation, molecular function: oxidoreductase activity, acting on the CH-OH group of donors, NAD or NADP as acceptor. The coding region runs from base 1 to 801 and encodes 266 amino acids. The record is from RefSeq and is a predicted model, not a curated record. NCBI's taxonomy places the organism in Eukaryota, Fungi, Ascomycota, Sordariomycetes, Hypocreales, Hypocreaceae.